CCCGAGCCCAGGGAGCCCCCUACUGGCAGCACCAGGGGGGGGAGAGAUAAAGUCCCACAGCACCACCCCCCCCCCUCUCACUGGGGACCCUCCUGCCAUGUCUGGGUCGCUGUGCAGAACUCUGUAUGGAUUCAGUGGGGAGCAGCACCGGCAGGGGCUCCACUUCCAACCCGGGGAGCUGGUUACGGUGCUGCAGGCGCUGGACGGGGGCUGGUGGGAAGGCGAGAAGGACGGCGCCCGGGGCUGGUUCCCUGCCAGCUACGUACAGAUCCUGGAGAAACCCGGCAUGAUGAGCGGCCAGAGAAUAGAAGAUCAGACCCCGGUGCCCCUUCCCCAGGGCUGGCAGAGCUACAUGUCCCCCCAGGGGCGCCGUUACUACGUCAACGCAUUGACCAACGAGACCACAUGGGAGCGGCCCAGCAGCUCGCCCGUCAGCCUACGGAGCCCCAUAGUCAAGAAGAUGUCGCUCCCUACAGUUAACGGGUUCCACCCCCCCGGUUCCCCGGUGCAUCAGUCGGACGCGGCGCAUAUGCGGAAAGCCAGCAAUGAGCACCAGAGUCCCGGGUCCCCGUCGCCCACCAAAAAGCAGAGCAAGGAGACCACCCUGACUAUAAACUGCGUGACGUUCCCGCACCCCGACACCCUGCCGGAGCAGCAGCUGCUGAAACCCGGGGAGUGGAGCUACUGCGACUACUUCUGGGCCGACAAGAGAGAUGCGCAGGGGAACAACGCCGUGACAGGGUUCGAGGACCUCCUCCAGAAACAGCUCAAGGGCAAACAAAUGCAGAAAGAAAUGGCCGAAUUUAUCCGAGAAAGGAUAAGGAUUGAAGAGGAAUAUGCAAAAAACCUGGCAAAACUUUCCCAGAGUUCCCUUGCCUGCCAGGAGGAAGGGACCCUGGGGGAGGCCUGGGCCCAAGUGAAGAAGAGUCUGGCGGAUGAAUCAGAAGUUCAUCUUAAGUUUUCCUCUAAGUUACAGAGUGAGGUGGAGAAGCCUCUCCUGAGCUUCCGAGAGAACUUCAAGAAGGACAUGAAGAAGUUCGACCAUCACAUCUCCGACCUGCGCAAACAGCUGGCGAGUCGCUACGCCGCCGUCGAGAAGGCCCGGAAAGGCUUGGCUGAGAGGCAGAAGGACCUUGAGGUGAAGACCCAACAGCUGGAGAUCAAACUCAGUAACAAGACAGAGGAAGACAUCAAGAAGGCGCGGAGAAAGUCAACACAAGCAGGGGACGACCUGAUGCGCUGCGUCGAUCUGUACAACCAAGCGCAGUCCAAGUGGUUCGAGGAGAUGGUCACGACCACCCUGGAGCUUGAGAGACUGGAAGUGGAACGGGUGGAGAUGAUCCGGCAGCACCUUUGCCAGUACACGCAGCUCCGGCACGAAACCGACAUGUUCAACCAAGGGACGGUGGAACCGGUGGAUCAGCUGCUCCAGAAAGUGGACCCGGGCAAAGACAGGGAAUUGUGGGUAAAGGAGCACAAGUCGGGGGACAUCCGGCCCGUGGAUAUGGAGAUAUAGACUGACCGGCACAACCGGGACAUUGUACAUUCCUGAACCCAAAAGCACCGCCCCAAGUGACUGGGCCUGGACCCGACAUGGUACCGGGGCUGGAGGCGGUGCCGCUGGGGAACCCAAUGGGUUUGGAUAAUAACAGCUCUAAUGGACCCACUUACAUUUAACCCCUGCCGCUAUCACUCCGUACCAGGCUGGCACCGCCGGUUCUGACCCGAGGAAAAGCACAAGUCACAAUGCAGCGAGAUGGGACCAGCAGGGACUCGGCCAUUGGGCGGCCAACUGGGGGCGCUGGAGAGAGGAAAUAAAGGGAAAACCCAGUUUA
Messenger RNA from Xenopus tropicalis (tropical clawed frog), 1835 nucleotides. It is a transcript of the gene gas7, whose product is annotated as growth arrest specific 7. NCBI's taxonomy places the organism in Eukaryota, Metazoa, Chordata, Amphibia, Anura, Pipidae. The record is from RefSeq and is marked provisional.